Molecule: messenger RNA, 963 nt
Organism: Orbilia oligospora ATCC 24927
Lineage: Eukaryota; Fungi; Ascomycota; Orbiliomycetes; Orbiliales; Orbiliaceae
Exons: 3
Coding region: 1-963 (320 amino acids)
Biological process (GO): ribonucleoside monophosphate biosynthetic process; 5-phosphoribose 1-diphosphate biosynthetic process; purine nucleotide biosynthetic process
Cellular component (GO): cytoplasm; ribose phosphate diphosphokinase complex
Molecular function (GO): ribose phosphate diphosphokinase activity; magnesium ion binding
Source: RefSeq, a predicted model, not a curated record
AUGGCGACGAAUAGUAUCAAGCUGUUGACUGGGAACAGUCAUCCGGAGCUGGCCAGCUUGGUGGCGCAGAGACUCGGCACUGAACUCACCAAGAUCAUGGUCCUCCAAUACUCCAACCAAGAAACCUCCGUCACAAUCGGUGAAUCCGUCCGAGACGAGGACGUCUUCAUUCUCCAAUCCACCGCCCCCGGCGAAAUCAACGACGGCCUAAUGGAACUCCUAAUUAUGAUCAACGCCUGCAAAACCGCCUCAGCCCGACGAAUCACCGCUGUAAUCCCAAACUUCCCUUACGCUCGCCAAGAUAAAAAGGAUAAAUCCCGUGCUCCAAUCUCCGCGAAGCUAGUAGCCAACAUGUUACAAACCGCCGGUUGUAAUCAUGUCAUCACAAUGGAUUUACACGCAAGUCAGAUCCAAGGGUUUUUCAACGUCCCCGUGGAUAAUUUAUAUGCUGAACCUUCGGUUCUUCAUUACAUCCGCGAGAACUUUGAUGUUCAAAAUGCGGUUAUCGUCUCCCCGGACGCCGGUGGCGCAAAACGUGCAACUGCAAUUGCAGACCGCUUGGAUCUCUCGUUCGCUUUGAUUCACAAAGAACGUACCCGUCCUAAUGAAGUUUCACGAAUGACCCUCGUCGGUGACGUCAAGGACAAGACGGCAAUCUUAGUUGACGAUAUGGCUGAUACCUGCGGUACUCUGGUUAAAGCCGCUGACACACUUAUCGACAACGGAGCGGCAUGUGUAGUUGCCAUAGUCACACAUGGAAUCUUGAGCGGUAAGGCAAUCGAGAGUAUCAAUGGUAGCAAGCUCACAAAAGUGGUGGUGACGAAUACGGUGCCACAUGAAGAGAAGAAGAGGAUGUGUCCAAAGCUGGAUACGAUUGAUAUUUCGCCAACACUGGCUGAGGCAUGCAGACGAACACAUAACGGCGAAUCCGUCUCCUUCUUAUUCAGCCAUACUCCUUCGUAG